Echinostoma caproni is the source of this 303-nucleotide messenger RNA. Lineage: Eukaryota; Metazoa; Platyhelminthes; Trematoda; Plagiorchiida; Echinostomatidae. The record is from the annotation of a GenBank genome assembly.
AAUUACAUCUACGGUUUGGGUGUUUUUGGCUGUCUGGGCAUCUACUUACUUUUAAGUAUGAUGACAGCACAAGGCGUCACUGCAACUCAUGUGGCCUCUACGCUGGGCUAUUGCCUUCUUCCUAUGUGUCUGCUAUCCUCAACACUUCCUGGGAUUGUGAUAACGGCCACAAUUGUGAUCUGGUGUGCUUUUUCCGCGAGUAAACUCUUUGUUCGCGCCUUAGACAUGCAGCAUCAACGGAUCCUAGUUGCCUAUCCAUGCGCCUUGGUCUACAGCGUAUUUGCCCUGCUUGUUGUAUUUUAG